Hordeum vulgare subsp. vulgare (domesticated barley) is the source of this 1132-nucleotide messenger RNA. Its product is annotated as NADH-ubiquinone oxidoreductase chain 6. Gene Ontology annotation, molecular function: NADH dehydrogenase (ubiquinone) activity. The record is from RefSeq and is a predicted model, not a curated record. The transcript has a single exon. Bases 439 to 1044 code for a protein of 201 amino acids. NCBI's taxonomy places the organism in Eukaryota, Viridiplantae, Streptophyta, Magnoliopsida, Poales, Poaceae.
GCUUCUCGGAGCUGCUAUUGCGAAAUACGGCUUCCUUAAUAUCCAAAUUUUAACAAGGGGGCUGGGCUGCUCGCCUUCAUAGAAAGGCGACCGGGCCUAGAUUAGAUGUUCGCCUUUUUAUAGAAUAGAAAGAGAAGGUAAAGGGGGGGGGGUUGGAGAUUCUUUCAAGAAUGCAUGGCUUCCUCCUAUUCCGCUUCAACAGAAGCCCUUAAAAUUCUGCUACUAUGGCAGCAAGGGUUAUCCAUUUCAUAGGCGAGGGUGGGGGAGAAGCAAGCCGAACCUCUGAUCAACCCGGACACGUCAAAAAUUCUCGGCGCCGAGAGAAAGACGAGAUUCAGCAAGUAAUUCAGUGAGUGCUUUCUUUUAUAAGAAGAGCGUCGGCUUGGAAGAAGAAAAUGAAAUACGAACAACCGUGUUGGUUGUAAUAGAUCGACUUGAAUGCGUCUUCUUGCUCCAGCAUUCAAGUUCCAUUUCAAGGGAGGACGACGUACCAUGAUACUUUCUGUUUUGUCGAGCCAUGCUUUGGUCUCUGGUUUGAUGGUUGUAUGUGCUAAAAAUCCGGUACAUUCCGUUUUGUUUCCCAUCCUAGUCUUUUGCAACACUUCUGGUUUACUUAUUUUGUUAGGUCUCGACUUCUCCGCUAUGAUCUCCCUAGUAGUUCAUAUUGGAGCUAUUGUCGUUUCAUUCAUAUUCGUGGUUAUGAUGUUCAAUAUUCAAAUAGCGGAGAUUCACGAAGAAGUAUUGCGCUAUUUACCAGUGAGUGGUAUUAUUGGACUGAUCUUUUGGUCGGAAAUAUUCUUCAUUUUAGAUAAUGAAACCAUUCCAUUACUUCCAACCCACAGAAAUACGACCUCUCUGAGAUAUACGGUUUAUGCCGGAAAGGUACGAAGUUGGACUAAUUUGGAAACAUUGGGCAAUUUGCUUUAUACCUACUAUUCCGUCUGGUUUUUGGUUUCUAGUCUGAUUUUAUUAGUUGCUAUGAUUGGGGCUAUAGUACUUACUAUGCAUAAGACUACAGAGGUUCAAAGACAGGAUGUAUUCUGAUGAAAUGCCUUGGAUUCUAGGAGGAAUAUAAUGAGGAGCAUGACAAUUCCAAACGGAAGCAGAAGGUGCUUUUCGUCCGGAGCGGGGG